AGACUUACACAGAAAUAUAUAUAAUGCUUCGUCAAGAGAUUCCAACUAUGUCCUUGCUGCCACCAGUGUCACCAUUUAGUGAGUCAUCCAACAGUAGUACAGACGAACUCGUCAGAAUUGCAAGUCAAAGAGUUAUGGCGUCACAUCAUCAAUACAUGACUAUGGUCUCUGAUGGAGGCCAAUCUGACAACUCUGACAUCUCUGCUACAACUGUAUCAACUAUCCAAAGUUUAGAAAGUGUAAAGAGCAAUCAGACGUCUGCUACUACCAAACCUAGCUACCAGCGCCACCCUAAGCCGCCAUACUCCUAUCUUGGCAUGAUCAUCAUGGCUAUCGAGAUGUCGCCUGAUAAAGCACUUUCAUUGUCCGAGAUCCAUCUUUCACUUGUCAGCAUGUUUCCAUUCUUCCGAGGCACGUAUCGUGGUUGGAAAGAUUCAGUUCGUCACACUCUUUCUUCAGGUGCUUGUUUCUUUAAGUGUCUACGUGGUCGUAUCAACAAAUGGGCUGUUCAUCUUCACCUAGCACCUUACAACGCCCUUCUCCGACAAGACACAGCCGUCUCAAGAUCAACUUACUGGCCGCCAACUAUAUAUGACUAUCUUAAAGUACCCGAAGUUAUGUUGCCUUCAAAGUACAACACUAUCUCUUCAACAGCUAUCACUUCUGAUAACACCAUACAGACCAAACGUCCUACAGACUUCAGCAUAGAUCGUAUUCUAACUCCUGAGAUAGUAGAUGACUCCAGACCACUUCUGACAGAUGAUACCUCACCAACAUUCAACAAGAUGACGCUUAAACUAAAGACACGAAAGACAACUACAAGACGUCACCAAAGCUCGCCACUUACAAAACUAGUUACAGACUCAGCUUCUAAAUGGGGUGUUACUGAAGAAACCGCAGUCGACCAACUUCGUUCCUUAUGUCAGAUUAUGGACACUACUAGUGCUCUACAGCAACAUCAAUCAUCCGAACAGUUACUCCCAGUUAAGUCCGAGAUACCAUCACCAAGUCCAACCGAUACGUCUUACCAUUCACAUCCUAGUGACCUACAAGAGUCUUCAUCUCACCGUUAUUCGCUACCAUCUGCAUCUUCUCCUAGUUAUUGUAUGACGCCGCCAUCUUGCGAGUCACCAGCCUACCAGCAAAAUCUGCCAUUCUCUACUGUACCGUCUUACACUGCCAACCAUCAUCAUCAACCGUAUGCCACGGAGUACCUACAACAACUAUAUGCAGCACAUCAAUACCAACAACUAUAUGCAGCUCAUCAACAACAACAGUAUAUACAACAGCAACAACUUUAUACACAGCAACUAUACCAACAACAACUAGCGGCCCAUCAAUCUGUUUAUCAGCCUAGUUUCCAAGGUUACCAACAUAAUACUUUCUUCCAUGAACCAGCUGAUUUCAACACACCCGCAGUUGACCUGUCGUCUCCUUCUUGUCAGUAG
Mytilus trossulus (common blue mussel) is the source of this 1448-nucleotide messenger RNA. RefSeq names its product forkhead box protein H1-like. The transcript has 4 exons. Gene Ontology annotation, molecular function: transcription cis-regulatory region binding; DNA-binding transcription activator activity, RNA polymerase II-specific. The record is from RefSeq and is a predicted model, not a curated record. Gene Ontology annotation, biological process: transforming growth factor beta receptor signaling pathway; positive regulation of transcription by RNA polymerase II. Gene Ontology annotation, cellular component: activin responsive factor complex. NCBI's taxonomy places the organism in Eukaryota, Metazoa, Mollusca, Bivalvia, Mytilida, Mytilidae. The coding region runs from base 24 to 1448 and encodes 474 amino acids.